Molecule: messenger RNA, 3024 nt
Organism: Sphaerulina musiva SO2202
Lineage: Eukaryota; Fungi; Ascomycota; Dothideomycetes; Mycosphaerellales; Mycosphaerellaceae
Product: Lem3/Cdc50
Exons: 4
Coding region: 124-1422 (432 amino acids)
Cellular component (GO): Golgi apparatus; endoplasmic reticulum; plasma membrane
Source: RefSeq, a predicted model, not a curated record
UUUACUUGGUGCCAGUUGGUGGUACCUCCUAGUGCCUGAGUCCGAUUCAUUCCACCUCCAGUCUCUCCCUUCUUUCUCAUGUCCUCCUCCUCGUCCUAGCUUCUACCCACCACCAUCGCCGACAUGUCGCAGACGACGCAAGUGCAGCAGCAGACCGACGCCAACAGCACGCAGGGCAGCGAAGAGGUGGACAAAAAGGACCAGCCGAAGAGCAGGAGGCCUCCCAACAAUGCCUUUCGCCAGCAGCGACUGAAGGCCUGGCAGCCCAUCUUGACGCCGCGGACCGUGCUGCCACUGUUCUUCGCAGUCGGCAUCAUCUUUGCCCCCAUCGGCGGCGUGCUUCUGUGGGCCAGCUCGACCGUACAGGAGUUGAUUAUCGACUACUCGGACUGCAACGCGACCGCUCCCAUCUGUCCCGAACUGGAGAGGAUACCGAGUGGGAAGAUCUCUUCUCACUUUAAGAACUCCACCGAUACCGCACAGGCGCCACAAUGGUGUAAAGAGACGGAUGUCCAGGUUGGCUUCCCAUUGAACAGCAGUCUGCCAUCAGUACACAACGUUUCAACUACGCAAUGUCAUCUGCAGUUCUAUGUGCCCGACCGCCUCUCCGGCCCUGUGCUGCUCUACUACCAGCUCACCAACUUCUACCAAAACCACCGACGAUACGUGCAGUCCUUUGACCAGGACCAACUGAAGGGGAAUUUCCGGGACAACGGCUCUAUCUCUGGCAGCAACUGCGAUCCUCUGGAACGGGGCAAGGUCAACGACAGUGACUCAGUAGAGAAGCCAUACUACCCUUGCGGGCUCAUUGCGAACUCGAUGUUCAAUGACACUUUCGCAAUGCCAGUCCUGUUGAAUGCGCCGGGAUCAGCGUCGCCCAAUAUCACCUACAACAUGACCAACGAGAACAUUGCCUGGUCCUCGGAUGCUGCUUUGUACGGUCUCGCGCCAUACACCCCUGAUCAGGUCGUACCUCCACCGAACUGGCGGGUUGCAUACCCAGUCGGUUACAAUGAGGAUUACCCCAUACCAAAUCUCAAGAUCUGGGAGGAGUUUCAGGUGUGGAUGCGGACGGCUGGUCUGCCGACCUUUAGCAAACUUGCGUUGCGAAACGACAACGAAGCCAUGGAGAUUGGGACGUACGAGAUGGUCAUCAAUGACUACUUUCCCGUCACCAUUUACGACGGCACCAAGUCGAUUCUGCUCUCGACUCGCACCAUCAUGGGCGGCCGCAAUCCAUUCCUAGGUAUCGCAUACAUCGUGGUCGGAGGCUUGUGCAUCCUCCUGGGCGGUCUCUUUACUGUCACACAAUUGAUCAGGCCAAGAAAACUGGGCGAUCACAGCUAUCUCUCAUGGAACUCCGAGGGCCCCUCCACGGCAACUACAACCGGACGAGCACCUAGACCUAACGAAGCAGCAUAAAAGAAGAUACGACUAUUGUUCAUUGUUCCAGUACGCAGUUGGUACAGGGCGUUUUGGUGUUUCAGGCGCAGUAUCGGGUUUCUGCACGGGUAUCUCAAAAUCACAGCGGUGGUGCCACAGAUGCAUCACGGAGGAUUGCCUCACAACGAAUGUUACCAUGAUCAACUUACCCGUCUUGCGCAGCUGUGAGACUUGCACCUCCCCUACGCAGCAAAUACACAACAACAUCCUUUAUACUCUCUGUCGCCAACCCAGCCAGCCCCGUUCUUUGCCCUUCAUGUUCUUCGAGCGCACCAGACCGGGCGGGCAGGCCGACUCCGAAAGGUGGCAAACAUGUUUUGAGCUUAGCGACUACUGACUUCCUCUUCGAGGCUCUAGAUUGGUCUUUUGGAAAGGCCUUCCGUGCUGCAGCUGGCGACCAGUCUCGCGGAUCGGCUUUGUUCGAGCUACCGAGCCUUUCUGACACAACGUGUAGAGCCGCAAACGUCGAGUUCUCGACUCCGACUACCCCAGGUAUAAGCUGAUCUGGAUCAGAGCGACAACUGUGUUAUAUACCAAGGGCAUGGUCCCACUAUUGUAGCACGGUUCAUCAGCUUGUGGUGUUGGCACGUUGAGUGGGAAGAUCAAGUACUUUCUAUACCCCAUUUACAUUCCGGGGGUUUAUAGCACUGGUCAGAGGCAAAGGCAGACUCACAUUCCUCGGAACGAUCGACACGAUCCUCUAUCGCUGAAGACGGACAUCACUUGCAAUAAUGAAGGGCUUCACCAUUGCCGCCUUGGCAACCAUUUUGUCUGUCGUCACAGCAGCGUCGCCGAAUCAGGACGGCAUAUCCACGUUCGUGGACCCUGCUACGAAUAUGACGAUUCGUCGAUUCGACUGUGGCACAACACGAGCGAAAGCCUCUGCACACUUUAAUGCAACCACCAAGUUCUUGGCUCGCAAUGGGCGUAGACCUGGGCAAAUCCCAGCGGUCUCCAAACGAGCCGCUGUCACUCCUGCGAUUACUAUAGAUACCUACCUCCAUCUUCUGACGACAACAGCAGCAGCGGGCACCUUGACGCCAGACAUGGCCACUGCGCAAGUCGCCGCGUUAAACAAAGCUUACAAUCGCAUUGGAAUCACUUUCAACCUCGUCAACGUAUCCACCACCGUCAACGAUACAUGGGCAAUCGCGGACGGCACCGCCAUGGAUGAUCUCAAAAAGGCACUGCGCGCAGGAAGCUACCGAGACCUCAACCUCUACUUCCACUCGGACCCUGCGGGCGGAAUCCUCGGCACGUGCACUUUACCCUCCCAAGUCACAGCCCAAACGACGGCAGCCGAGUACUACACCGACGGCUGCAACAUCAACGGCCACACGAUGCCCGGCGGCUCCCUGACGGGCUACAACAUGGGCAUGACAGCCGUGCACGAAACGGGCCACUGGCUCGGUCUCUUGCAUACAUUUGAAGGGUAUUCGUGCGAUGGCGAGGGCGAUUUGAUUUCGGAUACUCCCAUGCAGUCGACGAGUACGGAUGGUUGUCCUGCGAAACCUCCUAAGGAUAGUUGUCCCUCUAAGACGGGAGUCGAUCCGAUUCAUAAUUAUAUGGAUUAUUCUUCGG